AUGAAAAUUCCUCUUAGUCAUUUUCUACUUUAAANAAAGGUUUAUAAGUAAUAUCUCCAAUUGGUUGAGUUUAGUCGACUUUUCAUUAAUGGAUGCUUGUAUUUGGGUUCUGAUAUUCAUGGAUUUGAUUACCAUAUAUUCUCAAAUGAUAUUGAUCAUAUCUAUUAAAAUAAUGGUUCAGAAUGGAGAGUUUUAGAUGAAAAUUAAGUGUAAUAACUAUUUAAGACUUUGAAUGUUUGUGGUGUAAAGGAAAGAGAAUUGUAAACCAAUAUUCAAAAAUUAAUGGCUUGUGAGUUAUUUAAUGAUCAAGAAACAAAAGAAUUGAUCACAAUUAAAAAUGUUGAGCAAAGUUAAGUAUAAGCCGGAAAUCGAAGUCCAAAGCAAUUAAUAGUCAAAAUACUACUAGAAGUUGUGUAGAAGUAUACUGAUAUUUUGAUGGUCAGAAAAUUGAGAUGGGAAUCAUACAAGAUCAGAGAAAAGUUUUAAAAUACAAUUAAAACACUUGAAAACCCUUUGGAUAUGGUUGAUUUCAUGAAGAUUCUAAUUGAAUAGUUUGAGACUGCUUAAGUAUUGAUAAUAGAUUAGUAAAAAAUGCAGAAUGGAAAUCAGUAUGAUCAAAGAGAUUUAAAGGAAUUCUAGUAAAGAUUGCGUUUAUACGAAAAUAAGUUGAAAGGGUUGAAAGAACCUGAGAAGAUUUUAUUUUAUGAUACUCAACUAUUCUAAAUGAUGGAAUCAAGAGAACACAUAAAACCUAAUGGUGUGAAAUUCAAUACGAAAUUCUGGUAAUAGAGUUUAGGAUUAGAAGUCAAAGAAGCAUUGAUGAAUUUCGCAAAUAAGGUAGAUAAAGAAAAUUAACAAUAUGAUGUAGUAUUUAUGGCCAGUACCUUAUUGUUAGCAGUUCAAGAAUAUGAACUCUCGAGUUCUGCUUAAGACAACGAAGAUGAUGAACUACUGAAAUAGAUUGUAAAGGAUGUUAAAUUUGAUAAUUCUAAUCUUUCAUCUAAAAUAGAUAAUCAUUAGAACAACAACCAAAUUAUAGAAUUAGAUUGA
Messenger RNA from Paramecium octaurelia, 1050 nucleotides. NCBI's taxonomy places the organism in Eukaryota, Ciliophora, Oligohymenophorea, Peniculida, Parameciidae. The record is from the annotation of a GenBank genome assembly.